AUGAAGAGUUUCAUAAUAUUUCUCUUCCUUGUUUUCCCUGUUGAGGCUUUCCGUCCAACCCUUCUUCUAGGCAAUUUGAUCGAGAGAACAUGCAAGCAAACUCCAUUCUAUGAUCUUUGUAUUUGGUCUCUGAAAUCCAAUCCUGAAAGCUGUAAUGCGGACGUCAAGAAGCUAGCUCAAAUCAUGGUCGAUUCACUCAAAACUAAAGCAACUGACACUCUUGAUCUUAUUGAUGAGCUACUCGAGGAUGGGCUUGCCCUCGACCCUGCAAUGCGUAGGGCUUUAACAUCUUGCGCUGAACGCUAUAACGUGAUAAUAAGAGCUGAUGUUCCUGAAAUCACUGAAGCUCUCAAGACAGGUAACUAUAAAUUCGCUGAGAAAGGCACAAAUGAUGCAGCCAUAGAGGCCAAUUCUUGUGAAAUGGAAUUUCCUGGCAAAUCACCGCUAACUGAUAUGAAUAAAGUCGUGCAUGAUGUAUCUGUUGUUGCCGCAUCAAUUGUCAAAAUAAUACUCAAUAGCUGA
Durio zibethinus is the source of this 522-nucleotide messenger RNA. The record is from RefSeq and is a predicted model, not a curated record. NCBI's taxonomy places the organism in Eukaryota, Viridiplantae, Streptophyta, Magnoliopsida, Malvales, Malvaceae.